GAAUCGAGUCGCGAGAGAUGUCUCGAAUGAUGCGAUCGAGAAAGAAAAAACGGUCGAACGUGUCGAUCGGUCGAUAUCGAACGUCAGCCAUAUCUCUCUCUAGUGGCGAUUUAGCGAACAAGUACGGACGGCUAACCAACGCUCGUAAGUACAUAUCACGGAUCUCUCGUCAAAAGAUAAUUUAGCCUGCGAGGGAAAAAAAAGAAGAGGAAAUGUCGCGAAUCGCCGCCGUGAAGGAACACCUCGAGAAGGCGUUGAGAGACGAGAGCAAACCGUGGACGAAAAUGUUCGCCCUCGCGGAGGAGAAGACCGGCGUUGAUCGGCUGUACAUCUUUGUUGGCUCAUUGGUGCUGCUGGCUGUAUAUCUGGUGUUUGGAUUAGGACAACAGCUAGUGUGUAAUAUAAUUGGUUUUGUUUAUCCUGCAUACCAAUCUAUGAAAGCGUUGGAAAGUCCUAAGAAGGAGGACGACACAAAGUGGCUUACCUAUUGGGUCGUUUUUGCUGUAUUUACUAUAGUAGAAUUCUUCUCAGAGUAUAUUGUCUGCUGGUUUCCAGUUUAUUGGCUAUUCAAGUGUAUAUUCUAUGUAUGGUUGAUGCUACCAUCAGGAGAGUACAAUGGCUCCAUGAUUCUGUACCGACGUAUCAUCCGUCCAAAGUUUAUUCAAUAUCAGCCUGAAUUAGACAGAUUUUUGUCUAAUGCACGUGACAAAGCAAUCAAGACUGCGGCGGACGCACUGCUGACCAACAAGCCAGAUGCAACCACAAAGCAAGAUUAAUGAAGCAGUAAAUCAAACAAACUGAAAGUCCAUUUGCGUCUUUCCCUUUUUACUCAUUCCUAGCAAAGAGAGAGAGAGAGAGAGAGAGAGAGAGAGAGAGAGAGAGAGAGAGAGAGAGAGAGAGUGAAUUUUGUGCUCGAAUAUUACAGAAAAUGUUAUUACAUUAACAACUACAAAGAUUUAAAAAAAAGCCAAACAAAUAGAAAUUUUCACUACCCUGGAGAUAAAUAGGCAAUUACCAAAUGGAUCAGGAGAAACUAAAGUUGUGCAAAUUUAUAAAUAGAUAGCGAAUACGUAUGCAAGAAUGAAAAAAAGCCUUCUGAAAAUAAAUCAUUUACAGUAUAAAGUCUGCUUUCAAAAUUAUAAAAUAAUGUAGUUAAAAAUAGUUUCAACAUAGAAAUAAGAGUUUUAUUUUCAGAUAAAACUCGGCUUAUCGUUUACAGUGAUCCUGAGCCAACUAAACAUAAAACUUGGAAUGUUUUUGUAUAAUAGUGUAGAUUGGUCGCUUGUUUUUUUUUUGCCAUUUGCAUAAUCAUUGAUUAUUAUGCACGUUUAUUAGAAUACUUUACUUUUAGAGGAAAGUUUUACAAACAUCAAAUGCUGAUUAUUUGAUUUUAUUAAUUCAUUAUCUUUUUUGAGAGAAAGAGUAAGAAAGAAGAUAAUCCAGAUAACGAUAAUGGUAUAUUGAUAAUGUUUGGUUUUCUAUCUUAAAAUGUUUACGGUAUCUGUCCGAAAUAGAUGUUGGUGAAAUCAGUUUUUAGUAGGUAAGUUGUUUAUGAGGCAUUGUUGAUAAGAAACUAAAUUUCUUAUAUAUUAGGAUUUCUUAUCUACAGUAAGGAUGAUUUAAAUAAGUAAGGAUGAAAAAAAUAUCGAAGAUAAUAAUCGAUAUAUGAUAACCAGAAGCUACAUGUAUUCAGAUACGUAGUUAAAUCUAAUCUAAGAAUUUGAAUUGAUCUUUGCAGACUGCAAAUGUUGCCAUCUCAUUGUUGUAUCGCGAUAAGGCGAACUUUUAAAACCUAUCAGGAAUUAUUGCCUUCUAGUUAGUACACGAGUCGUCAAUGAAACGACACGCACAAUUAGCUUAAAUUUGUACAUUAUAUAUAUGUGAAAUUGCAUCUUAAUUUGCAUGCGAUUGUCCUUUUAUGUUUAUAGUAUACCUCUACCGAUAGCUUGAAUAAUUUCUCGCUUUUUGAAAUAUAGGACACAAGCUUAAGAUAUUGUAUAUUGCUCAAAUUAUAAACCGUCUUGUACAACUUAAUAGUUAAUUAUAAUCACGUAUCCGAUCAAGUUUCACCGAUCGUUGUUCCAUUUGUGAAUUCUAUGAAAUGAAUCUCGAAGGACAAUUUUUCUAUAUCUUUUUCUGUCACUCUUAAAGUUUUUAAUAUACAUAUGGUGUUACCAGUUGUUGCCGAGAGAGGAAUAUUACGGGUUUUAAAAUUGUAAAUUUAGAGA
Messenger RNA from Monomorium pharaonis (pharaoh ant), 2228 nucleotides. Its product is annotated as receptor expression-enhancing protein 5. The coding region runs from base 213 to 776 and encodes 187 amino acids. The transcript is spliced from 4 exons. NCBI's taxonomy places the organism in Eukaryota, Metazoa, Arthropoda, Insecta, Hymenoptera, Formicidae. The record is from RefSeq and is a predicted model, not a curated record.